CACUCAAAACUCUGCCCCAAAACACUGUGCGUGCCAGAUGAAGCACGUGACCUAUACGUGGAGGAAAAGGGGUCGAGAGCAGGAAAAAACUGGCGAUCUGAACGGCUACGGACCGCAGAGGUUUAGACCACAGCGGAGUUGAGAGAGAGAGAGAGAGAGAGAGAGAGAGAGAGAGAGAGAGAGAGAGAGAGAGAGAGAGAGAGAGAGAGAGAGAGAGAGAGAGAGAGAGAAAAAGCGAGAGAGGAAAAUAUGCUGUUUUUGGGUGAAGUCCAAUUGCCCAAGGGUCGUGGGUAAGCGGCUGAAGAACAACUGGAUAUGAGAUAUAGAUAGACUGGUUUAAUCUCCCCAGCCUGGGAACCCCGGGGGUCGCUGCCCCCCCCCCCCGCGCGCGCGUGCGGAGAGGCCAGCCAUGAAGCUGAACGAGGUGAGCCUGGCUCACUACGCCACCAGCGAAUCGCCGCCGGACAAGACGGGCUUCCUGUUCAAGAAGGGCGAGCGGAACACGGCGUAUCACCGCCGCUGGUUCAUCCUGAAGGGGAACCUGCUGUUCUACUUCGAGGAGCGGGAGAGCCGGCAGCCGAUCGGCGUCAUCGUCCUGGAGGGCUGCACCGUGGAGCUCUGCGAGUCCGCAGAGGAGUUCGCCUUCGCCGUGAAGUUCGACUGCGCCAAAGCCCGCGCCUACAAGAUGUCCGCCGACAGCCAUGCGGCCAUGGAGUCGUGGGUGAAGGCGCUGUCGCGCGCCAGCUUCGACUACAUGAGGCUGGUGGUGGGGGAGCUGGAGAGGCAGCUGGAGGAGAUCCAGGGGGGGGGGGGGAGUGGGGGGGCGCAGGGGAGGUGCAAGCCCCCCUCCAGGAAACGCCGGGGGGGGGGGUGGUCCAGGUCGGGAGCUCCUGCCUCCUCCUCCGGCCUGGGGGACGUCCCCCCGGGCCCCCAGGGGGCAGGCAGCCCUCGCGGCCAGCCAGAGGAGCUGCAUUCGGGGUCGGGCUGCUCCAGAGAGAACGGGGUAUCCUGGAGCAAGCUCCCCGCUCUAGCCAACGGAGCGGAGUGCCACUCUGCCUGCGUGCCGUGGGAGGGGGACGGGGUCAGGGGGGACGGGGUCAGGCCCCCCCCGGUGCCCCCCCGGAGACGGGGUGCCUCGCUGGAGAGCCCGGUGUCUCCAGGUACCGGGUGCUUCUCCAAGCUUCACGACUGGUACGGACAGGAAGUGGAUGAACUGAGGGUGGAGUGGCUGCAGGGCCAGUGAGAGGACACGCGCACAUGCACACAUGCACACACACCUGCAUACACACACACAUGCACACACACACACCUGCAUACACACACACAUUCUUCCUUUUGUGCUUAAUGUGCGCAGCUGUUCAAAAUGAUGCAAAAACGAUUUUAUGAUCACAUUAAUUUGCUUCACCUCACUUCCAGGAGGGUGUAACGUUUUGGAGAGAAAUGUCACAAACGAACGUGGGUCCCCGUACCUGAGAGGGUUUGUGUCUCGUCCAAUAAACACAGACCUCUUCAUUCUGGAACAUUCUGCACUAUUCCAGCCUUACUGAACGUAGCCCAACUCACUGUUCUUCCAGACUUGAGGUGGAAACUCGCUGACAAGCAGUACUUUCCUGGAUGUUAAAGCCUCCUUUGGCUGAUUUCGUUUGUUUUUAAUAUCAAAACUCAUUUCUUUCUAUGUGUCUGUUUUGUUUUUGAUCACCUAAGAGAACUACAAAAUGCCAGCAGCUCAGAUCGCUGUUUUAUAUUGUUACAAGGUUAUGUUUUUGUUGCUGAGUGUCUGUCUGCGCGGAGAGUACACGUUAAUCUCCUUUGAACUUGUAGUUUUUGCGAGGAGGGACCAUUGGAAACAACUCUUUAUUCCUUUUCUAUCUUUUUUUGAUAACUUGCUUUUAUUCGUUUUUUUUUUAUACCUUUUAUAUUUUCAAUUUGUGCCUUGUUUAUUUUUUUGCCAAAAUCUCACCUUGGUGCAAUUUCCUUACUUUGUGACAAUGGUGUGACCCAAUUGACCAGCUUCGAUGCACCUUGCGCAGUACUGUAAUUAUUAUUUUUCAUUUUGUGCUUUUUGUUGAUGAAAAAGGUAACUGAUCAUUGACUAAAGGUUUUCUGAUCGUGGGAGAGAGAGAUGCAGGAUUCUUAUGGUACCGAUCUGAUGCAAUCAACUGAACAUGUGACACUGUUAAGGAUGCGACCACAUUCUGAUAACCACACCGUUGUACUAAGAAGAUAUGAGACCUAUUUGAAUAGAAAUGCAUUCUUCCUUGCGUCUUUGAAGUGUAAUUACAGAAUGAAUCGAUUUGGUGAUCGAAUCAAUUCUCCUUAUGUUACUGUCACCAAUCAUGUCAAUACAGAUCAGAGAUACCGAUGGAUGGAUGAGACCAAGGAGUUAUAUAAACGUUUUAUAAUGCUUCUUACUUUGUGUAAUGUGUAACGUUUAAAUCUCUGUGUAGAUAACCUUUUGUAUUUAGAAUCAUUCAUAUGCGCCAACUUCACAUUUCAAUUGUGUAUAUUCGUGCCAAAUAAGGGAAAUUAUCUCUUAAGUCAUUGUUAUUUAUCUUCGGUCUUAAUGGUCGAAACUCCUGACUAUUACAACGAUGCCUGUUUGUUCUACAAUCAAUCCCCAGUUUACCUUUAUAUACCGAAUAAACUGCUUCGAUUUAAGUGAUCAUCACUAAAGGGGUACUUAAAAAAAGCCAAUAGUAUGAAAAAACAAUAAACGGUUA
This is a messenger RNA of Osmerus eperlanus (European smelt), 2720 nucleotides long. RefSeq names its product PH domain containing endocytic trafficking adaptor 1 (gene pheta1). Gene Ontology annotation, cellular component: recycling endosome; early endosome; trans-Golgi network. The record is from RefSeq and is a predicted model, not a curated record. Lineage: Eukaryota; Metazoa; Chordata; Actinopteri; Osmeriformes; Osmeridae. Gene Ontology annotation, biological process: endosome organization; retrograde transport, endosome to Golgi; receptor recycling.